CUGACUCAGAAAGCCACUUCCGAUUUUCAGCGCGUUGUUUUCAUUUUCUAGCAUUUAUUACAUCGAUUGAAUUUCUGCAUCUGAACUAUUUCUGCCAUUAUUAUCGAAAAAUGGAUGAUGAUCUGGGCAUUGACGGUGUUGAUCCGAGUGUCAGCUUUUUAUACAAGACUAUGUUUUCCCGAGAUCCAAAGAAGAGACGAGUAAAACCUGUUCAAAAACAUCUGAUACAAGUAGAUUUUGGUGGACUUGAUGACAGUGAAGAAGACAGUGAUUUUGAAUUAAACUCUCACAAAGAGGGUCACAACAGUGACAGUGGAGAGGAAGAAAGUGACAAGGGAUCCAAGGAGUCCAGUGAAUCCAAAGAAGUAGCUUCAGAAGCAGAAAAUGCUGAAGAAGGGGACGAAGAAGAAGCAGCAGCUGAGGGAGAGGCAGAAUCAUCAGAAGGAGAUAAUGAUGAUGAUGAUAAUGGUGAUGAUGAUGACAGCAAUGAUGAGAGCAAUGAUGAGAGCUCUAGUGACAAUGAUGAAGAUGCAGACAGUUCACGUGAGGAGCCAGCUUUUAACUUUUUCGGUGAUUAUGAUGAAGAUGAGGAUGAAGAUUAUGUUCCCAAGAAGAAAGAUAAGCAAAAGAAGGCUGCAGUAGAUACAGUUGUUAAAUUGAAGUUGCCAGAGGCCAAGCUUCCACCAGUCUCUGAAACUCAGCUGAAAGUCAACCAUGGCCACAUUAAAGUCCUCAUUUGUUGUGUUUGUCUGUCGGACACAAAUGCUGACGAUGAUGAAAUAGUAGAAUGUGACAAUUGUGGGGUGUCUGUACAUGAAGGUUGCUAUGGUAUCAGUGAGAGUCAGUCUGCUGCCAGCACCGAGUCAUCUGCAAGCACGGAGCCAUGGUUCUGUGAUGCUUGCAAGGCUGGAGUGAAACCUCACUGUGAGCUGUGUCCAAACUUUGGUGGAAUAUACAAGGAAACAGAUGCUGGCAAAUGGGUGCACCUUGUGUGUGCUUUGUAUACCCCUGGUGUGGCGUUUGGAGAUGUUGACAAGCUCAGUCCUGUCACGCUGUUUGAGAUGCCCUAUGUGCGAUGGGGAGCAAGGGAGUGUGCACUGUGUGAAGAUGCUCGGUUUUGCCGGACCGGUGUGUGUAUUAGCUGUGAUGCUGGCAUGUGUCGAACAUACUUCCAUGUCACCUGUGCUCAGAGAGAAGGUCUGCUGUCAGAGGCUUCCCCUGAAGAAGUAAUGGACAUUGCUGACCCUUUCUUUGCUUACUGCAAACUCCAUGCAGACAAGAAUUCUGCUCGUGCCAAGAGACGCAACUGGCUUGCCAUCCAGUCUCAUGUCCGGCGACAUUCGGACAGAGUCCUGGAAGAUGAAAAAGAAAAGGUGGAACAUUCCGUUGAGUAUAAAGCAAGAUUUCAUAGAAAACUUAACCGACAUCGACAGAAAUAUGCCAUUGCAAAAUCAAGGAGGCCACCUUCCUGGGUUCCAACACAAAAGUUAGUGAGAUUCCUGACAUCAAGCCCUUCAGCAGUAAGAAGAAUGUUGAAAAAAGCUGAACUCAUGGGCGUCAUAACACAGGUUCAUAACUCGUCCCAUGGUCAUGAGAAACAAGAAACUCGGAAGAAAUUGCACAUUGCUCCUGCUCUAACUUCCGACUUCAUUGGCUACUAUCUUGAGAGGAAUGCUCGUAUUGAAAACCUCAAGCAGAACAUGAAGGAUCUCAUCACACAGAAUGAUAAACUCAAAGAUCAGGAGAAAAUACUCCGCAGCCAAUAUGAUCAACUGUUUGCUGCUCUAGAGAAACACAAAGAGUCCACAACGCGCCUGAGAAAGGAGGGGGAGAAAAUGUGGGAUAACCUGUCAGAAUCUGGUGGAAAGGUAACAAUGAAAGUAAACAUUCCAGAAAUGUUUCGACCAAAGAAGGCCCCUCGAUCACCAACCAAGAAGGAAACACCCAAAUCUCCACCAGCUGUCAUUCACAAAUGUGGUAUCUGUGUGUUGACAACGGACCAGCACCUGCUGGCGAAAUGUGACAGCUGUAAGAAGCACUACCACUUAGGCUGUCUGGACCCACCUCUCACUAGGAUGCCCAAGAAGACCAAACUACAGGGAUGGCAGUGUUCUGAGUGCGUGAGCUCAAGCAGUGAUGAGUCUGUGGAGAAGAGUAACGUCAAUGUUGAUGCCCCUCGCCGCUUACGUGAAACCAUCAAACAACCACAGAAGUUUGUCAACAUGCAGAGACUUGAAAUGCUGAAGUAUUCCUUGCAGAAAGAGAAGAGGAACAAGAGCAAGAAUGCAAAGAGGAGCAGUAGUAGUAGCAGCAGCAGCAGGAGGAAGAAGACUGUGGAACAAGAGAAACAGGAAGAAGAGGUGGAGAGUGUUCCUACACCAACACCUGCACCAGACCCAGAUCCAGAACCAGAACCAGAACCAGAGCUGGAUCUGGAUCUGGAGGAGCCGGAGCCAGAGUCAGAACAAGAACCAGUCUUAGAACCUCCACCAAAGAAGCCCAAGAUGACUCCUACCACUUCUGCUCCAAAGAAGCCAAAACCUACAAAAGAAGAUGAGCAGCGGAAUGUGUGUGUUGUGUGCAAUCAACCAGGAUCCAACAGCAACCUGGUCAGCUGUGAUGAGUGCCAGCUGUGUUACCACUUCCAGUGUCUGAAUCCCCCCACCAGAAAGUCCCCCAAACCCCGAGGGUACACGUGGCACUGUGAAGCCUGUGACCCCACAGAUGAGUCGGAAAUGGACGAUGAUGAUGAAGAUGAAGGUACCGUCGAGGGGGAAGUCCACACGCGACCGUCGUCUCCCGAAGAAGUUAUGGAACAUGUGGAAAUUGUGAAUCUGGGUGAUGAGGAUGCAGAUGUUGAUGUUGAAGAAGAGGAUGAUGUUGUACAGAUAGACGACAGUGACUAACAGAUAUGACAAUCCAGCAGAGACAGAGAAUCAAAACUGAUGCAUUUCAUGUAUUUGUACAAAUAAUGUGCAACAUUCAUAAACUCAAAUCAUUGUUUAAAGGCAGUGUAGGGACCCCUGGGCUAACAGCAUCUUCCCAAGGUAAAAGUGUCUGUCCACUCUCAGGAAAACUAGGCUAGGAAUUUCAUACACUGAGGUCUUUUCCUGUGUAGAGUAGUUGUGGUCACAUCAACUGCCCAUCAUUGACUUUGUAGGUAUUAGGUAAAUACUGUACAAAUAGGAGCAAGCCAAAUUUAAAAUGAUCUUCCAGAUGUAUGUCUUUGUUGUCCUGUUCGUGGUAGAGAAGGGGCAGUUUGCUGGUCAGAUGUGUUUCAGUCAGUAUUGAUGGUGUAUAAAGUUGGAAAGCAUGUAUGUGUUUCUGUGCAGCAAGGAGCAGAUGUGCAGCUGUUGGACAUAUGGUAACUGGAUUACCUCCCUUUAACAGCUGUCCUCAAUUGGUUCCCCACUUUCUGUUCAGUGCUGGCAUAUUUUCACAUUAAAGAGUGUCAUGAUUUUUAUGACAUAUGGAUAUGCA
This is a messenger RNA of Haliotis rubra (blacklip abalone), 3480 nucleotides long. Its product is annotated as PHD finger protein 14-like. The transcript has 23 exons. Gene Ontology annotation, biological process: regulation of transcription by RNA polymerase II. NCBI's taxonomy places the organism in Eukaryota, Metazoa, Mollusca, Gastropoda, Lepetellida, Haliotidae. The record is from RefSeq and is a predicted model, not a curated record. Bases 111 to 2906 code for a protein of 931 amino acids.